Molecule: messenger RNA, 3726 nt
Organism: Pogoniulus pusillus (Red-fronted tinkerbird)
Lineage: Eukaryota; Metazoa; Chordata; Aves; Piciformes; Lybiidae
Gene: LOXL2
Product: lysyl oxidase like 2
Exons: 14
Coding region: 175-2505 (776 amino acids)
Biological process (GO): peptidyl-lysine oxidation; collagen fibril organization
Cellular component (GO): membrane
Molecular function (GO): copper ion binding; protein-lysine 6-oxidase activity
Source: RefSeq, a predicted model, not a curated record
CUUUCCCAGCCGCCCAGAGGAACAGCUCGGACGCGGAGCUCAGCCCGGGAGAGAGAAGCAGGACCAGACCCAGGUCACCCCCAGCGCUGCCUACCACUGACUCCAAGGCCCUCCCUGCACUGACCAGCAGCUGCUAGCAAGAGGAUUUGGCUCUGAGACCCGUGAGCACUGACCAUGGAACCAUCCCUGGGCUUCCCCCAUAACCACUGCUUCCUCACCCUGCUCCUCCUCUCCAUCACCCUGCCAGCCUUCGCCCAGUACGAGCACUGGCCUUACCUCCCUGACUACCCUGAGCCACCCCCACAAGUCUACCAAGCCCCUCAGCGAGCAGCCAACGUCCCCAAGAUCCAGCUGAGGCUGGCAGGGCAGAAGAGGAAGCACAACGAGGGCAGGGUGGAGGUGUUCUACAGCGGGGAGUGGGGCACAGUGUGCGACGAUGACUUCUCCAUCCACGCCGCGCAUGUGGUCUGCAGGGAGCUGGGCUAUGUGGAGGCUGUGUCCUGGCUGCCCAGCUCCAAGUAUGGCAAAGGAGAAGGGAAGAUCUGGCUGGACAACGUCCACUGCACUGGCAAGGAGACCACCCUGGCAGCCUGCACCUCCAACGGCUGGGGAGUCACUGACUGCAAGCACACCGAGGACGUGGGAGUGGUCUGCAGUGAAAAGAGGAUCCCUGGCUUCAAGUUCGACAGCUCCCUGCUGAACCAAAUAGAGAACAUGAACAUCCAAGUGGAGGACAUCAGGAUCCGACCCAUCCUGGCCACCUACCGCAAGCGAGUGCCGGUCACGGAGGGUUACGUGGAGGUGAAGGAUGAAGGGACCUGGAAGCAGAUAUGUGACAAGCACUGGAGCAUGAAAAACUCCCGAGUGGUCUGUGGCAUGUUUGGCUUCCCCAGUGAGAGGAAAUACAACACCAAUGUCUACAAGAUGUUUGCCAGCAGAAGGAAGCAGCAUUAUUGGUCUUACUCGAUGGACUGCAGUGGCAAUGAAGCUCACAUCUCCAGCUGCAAGCUGGGCAAUCACCUCCAGGUGGAUGCAGAGAAGAACACGACCUGUGGCAAUGGGAUGCCUGCAGUUGUCAGCUGUGUCCCAGGCCGAGCCUUUGCCCCCAGCAGCCACAGUGGCUUCCGAAAAGCCUUCAGGCAGGAGCAGCCACUGGUGAGGCUGAAAGGUGGAGCCAACACCGGCGAGGGGCGAGUGGAGGUGCUGAAGAAUGGAGAGUGGGGAACAGUUUGUGAUGACAACUGGAACCUGGUGUCUGCCAGCGUGGUGUGCAGAGAGCUGGGCUUUGGCAGUGCCAAGGAAGCCAUCACAGGAGCAAGGCUUGGGCAAGGCAUGGGUCCAAUCCACCUGAAUGAAAUCGACUGCACAGGCUUUGAGAAGUCCCUCACAGACUGCAAGUUCAACAUAGAGUCCCAGGGCUGCAACCAUGAAGAAGAUGCUGCUGUGAGAUGCAAUGUUCCAGCCAUGGGUUUCCAGAACCAGCUGCGCCUGAGCGGUGGCCGCAACCCCUACGAGGGCAGGGUGGAGGUGCUGGCGGAGCGCAACGGCACACUGAGCUGGGGCACCGUCUGCAGCGACGGCUGGGGCACCGUGGAGGCCAUGGUGGUGUGCAGGCAGCUGGGGCUGGGCUUUGCCAGCCAUGCCUUCCAGGAAACUUGGUAUUGGCACGGAGAUGUCAGUGCUGACAGCGUGGUGAUGAGCGGCGUCAAGUGCUCGGGGACGGAGAUGUCCCUGGCUCACUGCCGCCACGACGGAGCUGACGUCUCCUGCCCCAGAGGAGGUGGCCGCUUUGCUGCUGGGGUGUCCUGCUCAGAGACUGCCCCCGACCUGGUGCUGAACGCGGAGCUGGUGGAGCAGACAGCUUACCUGGAGGACAGACCCAUGUUCAUGCUGCAGUGCGCCCUGGAGGAGAACUGCUUGGCCAGCUCGGCCGUCAACACCUCGCUGACCUCGGGCUACCGCCGCCUGCUGCGCUUCUCCUCGCAGAUCCACAACAACGGCCAGGCCGACUUUCGCCCCAGGAACGGCCGCCACGCCUGGGUCUGGCACGACUGCCACCGGCAUUACCACAGCAUGGAGGUGUUUACCCACUAUGAUCUGCUGAACCUCAAUGGGACCAAGGUGGCUGAAGGACACAAAGCCAGCUUCUGCCUGGAGGACACUGAAUGUGAAGCAGAUGUGCAGAAGCAGUAUGAAUGUGCCAACUUUGGGGAGCAGGGCAUCACAGUGGGCUGCUGGGAUGUCUACAGGCACGACAUCGACUGCCAGUGGAUAGACAUCACCGACGUCCCUCCAGGGGAUUACCUUUUCCAGGUUGUCAUCAACCCCAACUAUGAGGUGGCUGAGUCAGAUUACUCCAACAAUGUGAUGAAGUGCAGGAGCCGCUACGAUGGGCAGCGCAUCUGGAUGUACAACUGCCACAUAGGUGGCUCCUUCAGCGAGGAGACAGAGCAGAAGUUUGAUCACUUCAGUGGACUGACAAAUAACAGGGUGGGCACCCGGUAGAGCAGCGGCGCCUCCCAGCCCACUACUUAACGAAGCCAGGGCCUCCUGCUUCAGUGAUUUCCCUAAACCACUGCACAAAGAAGAAACAAAUCAAGCAAAACCAAUCAAAACUCUUCAUUAGCAAGGUAAAUUAUUGUCUCCCAGGUGCCUUCCUCCCCACUUUAGGUGUUCAGAUCACCCUCUGCCUCCUGGCGCUCUCGGCUCUUGCUGCUGAGGUAGUUAGGAGCAGGCUUUGAAGCUCAACACUUGGCUCCAUCCCUUCAGAGUUCCAACUUCCUUCCACCAUUCCAACCUUCCACCAUUCCAACCUUCUCCCAGCACUUUGCAGCACCUUCUCUGCUCACAGCCACAGCUCCAGGCUGCAGCAAGCAAGAGUUUGCCUUGGUUUGGGCAGCAGCACCCUCAAUGUGUCUUCGCCGUUGGCUUCCUUCAAGGCAUUUAUCUUGGUGUCUUUUAAGCUCUUUGACUCAAGCUUGGCUGCAGCAUUGAUGCAGAAGCCUCUUCUUCAGCACAGCUGUCACCUCCUUCCUCCAUUUGAGCAAAGAAACACAGGAAAAUCCAAACCCCAACCCCCAACUGGAGCAGCUUCUCCUGGGCAAAGCAGGCUGAAGAGUGAGUUAACGCCGCAGGGAACCAACUCCCCGCAGCAGCCUGCAGAACUCUUUGCUCCCAGCCCAUCAAUCAGGGCUCCAUGCAGGCAGCACCUUGAAGCCUCUGCAGCUCUCCUGAGUCCAGUGGCUUGGGAAUUCCCACUGCACAGUAAGCUCUUCACCUAUGCACACCUAAAAAGGUUGCUUUGGGAAGCUGGGUUAAAAGUCUCUCUUGUGGUCCAAAGAUGGGAUUGAGUUGGAGGCAUCGUAGCAGCAUCACUGUACCUUACAGAGGUAACUUCAUGCUUUCAGCAGCAGGGAUCUGGACCUGUGCUGGCCCAGCCCAUACCUGUGUGAAGUUCACAAUGGUGCUAAGAGUGUGGCCUCUGUUUGUUUGAGGACACACAGUGCUAACAGAAUUGAUUCUCUCCUUCUUCCAGACACAGCUACUUGAAUAAAAGAUGUUUUACCCAGACAACCAAAACUGCUUUAGCUGCCAUUUGUCUGCUUCUCCUCCCUGGCACCUUAGGGCUUUCCUUCACCCUUCCUGCUGCUGAGGUUUUGCUCCUUUGUGUUUGCACAAAAAAAAGACUUCUGCAAGCAGCUGAAGUCAGUGAGAUGCUCACAGCUG